Alligator mississippiensis (American alligator) is the source of this 4577-nucleotide messenger RNA. It is a transcript of the gene CYTIP, whose product is annotated as cytohesin 1 interacting protein. NCBI's taxonomy places the organism in Eukaryota, Metazoa, Chordata, Crocodylia, Alligatoridae. Gene Ontology annotation, biological process: regulation of cell adhesion. Gene Ontology annotation, molecular function: protein binding. The transcript is spliced from 8 exons. Gene Ontology annotation, cellular component: cell cortex. The record is from RefSeq and is a predicted model, not a curated record. Bases 52 to 1128 code for a protein of 358 amino acids.
UCAGUCAUACCAUGUUAUUUGACAGUGCUACUCAAAUGAUCAGCACCCAUCAUGUCCUUUAGAAGGCUCAUUCAGCAAAACCGUAAUGCCAAUUUUGCAGGCUUCUGCGUUAGUCCUUAUACUCCUUACUUGGAAACUAUGUGCAGCCCGCAGAUGGAUAAUAAGCAAUUUCAGAACCUGGCAAAUGCAGUGGGGACCUUACCCAGAGGACGCAGGCAGUUUGCUUUAAGAAGAUCAAGUUCCUUAGACUCUUCAGGGCCUCAAAGACAACUCCUUGCUAUCAUCAAAGAAGAUAAUGAAACAUUUGGGUUUGAAAUUCAGACUUGUAGAUUACCCAGCCAGAAUGAUUACUCCCCGGAGACAUGUACUUAUGUCUGCAGAAUACAAGAGAAAAGCCCUGCCCAUCUCUCUGGCCUACAAACUGGUGAUAUUCUUGCCAAUAUCAAUGGAGUGAACACUGAAGGUUAUAAUCACAAGCAAAUAGUGGACUUGAUAAAAUCUUCAGGCAAUUAUUUAAGAUUAGAGACUGUUAAUAGAGCUAUGAUUUUUAGGAGAAUGGAACUUGACACCAAGCUUCAAUCAUUGAAGCAAACCUUGCGGGAAAAACUGGUGGAGUUCCGGUCUCUGCAGUUACAGGAACAACGCCUACUGCAUGGAGAGGUGAAUGACAACACUUUGUUUGAUCCCAUGGAAACAGAAGAAUUUAAUUUAUUUGGGAGCUGCACUGCACCCAGACCUACGUUCCCAAUGAAGCCCCGCUUCUCCAGUGAAAGCAGCUCGAAAAGCAGAUUGAGUUCAAUGACAGUGGACAGUGAGGAUGGCUUCUACCAGACCUGUAUUUCUGAGGAUUCUGCUAAUGAGACUCUGAGCCGACAGUCAAGCAUAGAUGAUGAUUGCUUCUUCCAAAGGGACAAUGACACUGUUGUGGGGAGAUCUUCGCUGAGAAGGAACAGAAGCAUCAGUGUUGCCAGCAAUGGUUCAAUGUCACCUCAGUGGGAGGGAGGGAGCUUCCCAAAUAUUUUUGGCACACUCCCACGGAAAAGCAGGAAAGGAAGUAUCCGAAAGCAUAUUUUAAAAUUUAUUCCUGGCCUUCACCGAGCAGUGGAGGAGGAAGAAAAUCGUGUCUGACAUUUUAUGUAACUUCGUCUGUGUACAGGACUGUGCUAGUAUGUAUAGACAGGAAAUGCAGCAGUAAAGCAAUAUGGUAUCUAGGACACGGACUGUAGAGUCUCAUAUGAAAGAUGGAAAGGAACAUUUCUAACAAAGAUACUGCAUUGUUUUCCCAAAUAGGAUUUCAGGACAGGACUGACAUUAUUUAAAAUUCUAGAGUACUUUUCAUUAUUCCAGAACACAGCACAACGUGGGGCCUAGUUUAGUUAUAAUGGAACAGGUUUCCAGUGACUAACUUUGAUAUAUGAAAACAUUUGUAGAGCUUUCUCAGCAAACUUUGUGAUACCCACCUUUUCUAUUGUAUGCAAACUAUUUAUUUCCUGUUAUCAAAUCAAGAGUUAUUCUUCAUGUGUCUUUAUUAUAGGGCCCAACCCUCAUAAAAUUUUUGACAAAAUCCUCAUUGUGAGCAGGAUGAGACCAGAAUAUAUAAACGAGUACAAGAACAAAGCUGUGAAGUACAGUACUUGUAAAACUGAAGGAUAUACUUGUAAGUUGCUCAGUAAAUUGCACAGUACCUGCCCUACUACAUCCAGUUUUGGGCCACACACUUCAAGAACCAUGUGCACCAGUUUGAAAAGAAUCCAAUGGAGAGCAAAAGAAAUGAUUAGGGGGUUGGUAAGCAAGACUCAUAAGGAAAGGUUGAAAGAACCAGGGUUGUUAUCCUGGAGAAGAGAAGACUGAGGGGGGUUUGGUUCAAAGACUCAAGGAGUGAUUAUAGAGAGGAUGGAGAUGGGCUUUUUUUCUGUGGCAGGAGUGGACAGGAUGAAGAGCAGCAGCCUCAAACUACAUGAGGGGAAACUUAGAUUGAAAAUUAGGCAGACUUUUCUAACUAUGAAGAUGGUCAAGCACUGGAACAGGCUAACUAGAAAAAUCAUGAAAUGUCUAUCCUUGGAAGUUUUCAGGAGCAGGUUAAACAAACACUUGGCUCGGAUGGUUUAGUUAAGGAUGAUUCUGCCUGUAGUGUGAGGCUGUAGAUGUGAGGUUCCUUCUAGCCCUAAUUUCCUAUGAUACUAAAUUAGUUAACUUUCUAUUUUGCCCAUGCCAUGGUUCAAACUAACAUACACUUGGAUUUUUAUUUUAAUGCAACUGCCUUUCCAGUCACUAAAUUAGAGAUCAGGAUUCUCUGAUCAAACUUUCACCUAAAGGACAGUAGUUUCAUUCUGCUGUGAGUACUACACCCCGCCCCCACCUUGAUCUUUUCAUGCAAUAGGUAUAAUGACCCAUAGUAUAACCUGUGCCACACAUUUCUCAGAUCUGAUCCUACUAGUUAAAAUCACUGCAGAUAGCUAACACGAUAUGUCAUGGUAAGACUUUACUAUCUCAGGGAAUUUGAAAUAUAAAGGUCACUUAUAUAAUAUAGACAUCACCUAUAUAAUCUCUCUCAUAACAGCCCCAAAGCCUUUUCACUGUACCAGUUCAUUAAGUCCAUCGUUUGCUUUUAUACAAGCCUGGUUACAAUGGCCAGGAUUGAUGUAUUGAAAUAUUACAUAUUUUAUGCCUCUGCAUAACAGGGAUAAACAGGGCUAUUAAAUAUAAAGGAACUUAAGCCAAAAUAUUGAUUUUAUUUUUUUAAAGUGUCUGCUGGUAGAGAAAAACAUAAAGCAUUGUUGGGUAAAAUAAAUAACAAGAAGGAACUUGGACAUACAAACGAACUAGAGUCUUUGGACUUAAAACAAGUACUUCUCAUAAGGAUGUGAAAAUCUUGGGUGUUUCUGAUGAUGAAAAGUAUGCUGAAGUAUGUUGUUUAAACUGCUAUAAAGCUGCAGGUGUAGUAUAGAAAUAGAGAGGAAGUGGCUUUCUUUUGUAGCCAGCAUCGGCCUGAUGAUAACCUUGUUGUUAAUAUUGGCCUUGCAUUAGCAGCAGCAAUGAAAGGAACACAGUUGAAAUGGAGAACACGAAAACAUGCUAGAUGGAUGUGUACAAAGAAUUAAUUUGACAACAGAGGGUUGGGAAUAGAUUUAAGUAGUUUGGAAUGAAAAGACAAUGAAGACAUCUUCUAGGGAUAAAUACUUGAAAAUAGAGGGGAAAAGGAAAAAUAAAAGGGCAGUACAGGGACUUUGAAAAUUAAUGGUAUAGUCUUUUGGCUGUUGUACAUUCUUUGCUUCAAGGCCUGCUAUGACAGCUCAGGCUAGGCCCCUUAUCCCUGCUCUACAGUGACAUGUCUCUAAGUCCCAUCACUUGUUUCUGCAAUUCUAAUCAGGUUUAUUGAAAACAUAUUUUCCUGUGCAUAUAUCAAGCUCACUACCAGGUAAUUUAAAGGUUAUGCAUCUCUACUGUCUCCUGUUGAGAUUAUUGCAGUCAAAGAAGCUUAUCAGAAUUUCAGCAGACUUGAAAAAAUAUCGAUCCGGCAACGUUGACUUAAAUGCGUACUUCAAUAAAUUCUGCCUCUUCAAGGUCACAGAAAUAACAAACUCCCUCCUACACCAUUCUCAGAGGAUGUUUUGCACUUUCUAACAGGAUCUAUUUUGUUUCUGAAUGAAAUGCAAGUUCCAGUCCCAUCUUAGAAAACUCCUAAAAAAAAUGUCACUGAAGCACACCUGCUUGGGUUACAAAACUCAUAAACAAGCCUGCAGUAACAAAGAUUUUAUGGACCUCCUUUUAGAGUAUUUAGUAGACCAUUAUUGAAACAAAAGUUCAAUUAUUGCCUUGGUUCCUUUCAGAUGAAAGAUUUCUAUAGUACAGAUUGUGAAGCUAGAAAGGAGAGUUUACCAAAGACUAUCUGAAAUUAUUUAAUAAGUGAAGCUCUAAGUGAGAAGGAAAGAUACAAUUUUAUAUUGCCUGAUAAGUGCACAAAUAAGUCAUGGUUUAUAGCAAGCACAAGUCAAGUCAUAGAAACUGUGGCAAACCUUUUCAAAACAGAGCAUAGACAGACAAAGUUCUAAUUAGCUGCAAGAAUUGUCUCUAUGUGAGGCACUUGCUUUUAAUUGACAAGAAAGAAUUCUAAGAGGUGAUAUAUACUUAAGACAGUCUUAUUUAAAAUUAACAUCUUUAAAAACCUCAAAGUCAAACAAAUAACUUCUUCAACAACAGACAUAUAAACAAGUAAAAAAAUACAGACUAUUUUUGCCUAAUAUUCUUCCAGCUGAUACAAUUUCAAAUGCAAAACUUCCAAGGAGAUUUAAUCAUAUAUUUUUGGUAGGUAACAGGAGCUACAAACCAACAUUUCAAAUGACUUUUAUGCUAAGUACAGACAGUCAAAAAGCCUGAGGCUGAAUCAAUUCAGCUUUUGCAGGUUAGUCUAAACUGCGUAGAUUGAAUCGAAAAGCAAGUUAACAGACAUUCUGGAAAUGCAGCCACAUGCCUGCAGUGGCUCAGGCUAGAAGCUGGGGGGCACUCGAGCAAACCUUCCCUUCCCUUUGGCAAUGACUGGAUGGCUGGAGGGAAGCUGGGAGAAGCUCUCUAGGCUU